AUGUCGAAGGUGUCGCUAGCCAAUUUGGAGAUGGAGUACAUGCAGAUCUACAAGAUGCUGGAGAACACCAUCAAGUUCAACGAAGGGAAGUCCUGUUUGGUGAUCGGUCCGCGGGGCACGGGGAAAACCAGUUUGGUCAACAAUGCGCUGUUGGAGCUUGGCGAAAAGUUCCGCAACAUGUUUUACGUGAUCCGUAUCAGCGGAGUGUACCAGAAUGACGACAAGAGCGCUAUCAAGGAGAUCGCACGACAGCUGGACUGGCACUUGUUGCGGCACUCUGACCAACCCAACGCCUCGUUCGAGAAGUUCUCAGCCAACGAGACAAUGAACAGCGUGAUGAGUGUUCUGGACGGCAGCAGACUCGAGGAAGACAAAGACCAGGACGACGAACACGAGGAGACACAGAUGCCUAUAAUAUUUGUCAUUGACGAGUUGGAAAAGUACACCAACGACGCGAAACAGACUCUGCUUUACAAUCUGUUUGACGUGGCACAGUCGUCGUCCAAGUCGCACGCCGUGGCCGUUCUGGGACUGACUACUGUCACCGGAGUGCGUGAACAGCUGGAGAAACGGGUUAAGAGUCGGUUCAGUCAGAAGGUGAUCCAGCUGACCAAGGUCAAACAGCUUUCGGAGUUCUGCGAUAUGGUUCUGUGUCUUUUGAAAGUGUCAUUGGACGGUCUGGACGAGUCUACGGCUCGCUGGGCUGCUACCUACAACGAACACAUCGAAAAACAGGUGCAGGGUCCAAGUGAGCUGCGCAAGCUGGUGGUGCACAAUUUCUACACAACCAAAGACCUCAAUAUGCUCAAGAACCAGCUGGCUGCGUACCUGGUGCAACAGGACCUCACUUCGCUCGGAGGGGGCAGUUUCCCCAAACUAGACACAAAUAACCGCAGUUUCCAGGUGCUGGCGAGCCUAAGCGAGAUGGAAUUGCGACUAGUCAUUUGCGCCGGGCGUCAAUUGCUCAAGAACUCGAUGGACCAGGUCAACUUCAAUAUAGCCUACGAGGAGUUUGACAAGAUGACAAAGUCACAGACAAAUACGCUAAACUCACAGCUGCAGACGAUGGGCCGCGUGAAGCUGGACUUGGCCACACACUCCAAGGACAUCCUGCUUCGGUGUUGGGAGCGGCUGAUCAUGUUCGGACUGCUAGUGGAACCGAUCCGGCAGAUCAACGGAAUCAACUCGAGUUUCUACACGGGUGGAGAGUCCAACAAGAUGUUUUACCUGGAUGUGACGCUGGACGAGGUGGCCAAGCUGUUCCGCCAGACGGAAUGGGUGGCCAAAUGGUGUCGGCUAUGA
Molecule: messenger RNA, 1302 nt
Organism: Ogataea philodendri
Lineage: Eukaryota; Fungi; Ascomycota; Pichiomycetes; Pichiales; Pichiaceae
Exons: 1
Coding region: 1-1302 (433 amino acids)
Biological process (GO): DNA replication; DNA replication initiation
Cellular component (GO): nuclear origin of replication recognition complex; nucleus
Molecular function (GO): DNA replication origin binding; ATP binding
Source: RefSeq, a predicted model, not a curated record